UCAACAGUAAAAUUUAGCAGCAAGUUAGCCGUGCAGCCGCGAAAAGUUCAUUCAACUGCAAUGGAGCCCUCGAUGGAGAUCCCUACCGCCGGUCCGGAAACGUACUGUCGCCUUUGCCUUGGCAAAGAUGGCCUCUUGGGGGUGUUUACAUUGGAGCGUGUUUCGACGGAACCGAGUGGCGGAUCAGCCGAACUGGUUGAGAAAAUCUACGAGUGUACCAACAUCAAGCUCUCAGCGCAGACUGACGCGACCUGUGCCAUCUGUGGCCGGUGUUUGCAGGCGGUGCGGGAUUUCUACCAUUUUCGUGUGCGCAGCAACAAGGUGAAUGAUCUCAUCCAAGAAACGACGGUUCUGGCCAGUGGUGAUGGUACCGAGGACGUGAAGCGUGACAGUGACACGGCCACCAACGCUAGCUCGGCGAGCGACGAGGAAAAGCGACCUGCGUCCCGACCGUUGGUUCCGGUUGAUCCUGCGGUCGGUGAACGGAAGCACCACCGUUGCCGAUACUGCCCAAAAUCCUUCCGGACGGAGGCCGCACUCACCGAGCAUCGUAAUCGAGUUCACGUAGCCGGACGUCAGCAUCAUUGCCCCAACUGCCUGGCGCAGUUUCAGCACGCACCGUCGCUGGCUCGACACGUGCGAAGCCGGAGCUGCUUCGCCUUUACCCGGUACCGGUGCCGAGUUUGCAGCGAAAGCUUUACCGAUCGCGAUCAGUGGGCCGUCCAUAUCCGGAUCCACGCCAAGGACUUCCCCUACCAGUGUCCCGAUUGCUGGUCGCAGUUCAAACACAAGGCCACCCUUCGACGUCACGCCAAUACCGUACAUUUGCUGGUCCGUGCUUGAGGGUCUGUCGUGUUGCAAAAUUCUGCUAUACCGAUGUGGAACACGCUCAAUGAGAGCCAUGAAUUGUCCCACAUUGUAAACUGAUAAGCGCUAGAAGGCCGAACGGGAGAUGUAGAUGUAUGUAACACCAUGCAUGCAAUGCAAACGCAUUAGUUCCGAAGUAAACUGUUAACAUCGGGAGGGCAUUAGACACGUCGCCGGAGAAAAGUAUGAUGACGACCGGCUGGAUAAAUAAUUUCGCGUCUGAAUCGAAUCGUCACCAAGAUGACGCGCGUAGAAUCAAGUCGGUAGAACUAGAAGGGAGCUUACAAGGCCACCAGUCAACCCGUCUCGAGUACGGUGUGUUCAACUCGUUUAGUAGUAUGCCUUGUACAACAAUAUACGAUCGAGAGCAGGCUCCGCGUGAUAACCAGUGCCGACAGGCGUUGAAAUAUGACUUUGCUUACUUAUAAGUUAAUUUU
Anopheles nili is the source of this 1304-nucleotide messenger RNA. Its product is annotated as zinc finger protein 2-like. Lineage: Eukaryota; Metazoa; Arthropoda; Insecta; Diptera; Culicidae. Bases 61 to 843 code for a protein of 260 amino acids. The record is from RefSeq and is a predicted model, not a curated record. Gene Ontology annotation, molecular function: zinc ion binding; DNA-binding transcription factor activity, RNA polymerase II-specific; RNA polymerase II transcription regulatory region sequence-specific DNA binding. Gene Ontology annotation, cellular component: nucleus. The transcript has 3 exons. Gene Ontology annotation, biological process: regulation of transcription by RNA polymerase II.